Messenger RNA from Candidula unifasciata, 2430 nucleotides. Lineage: Eukaryota; Metazoa; Mollusca; Gastropoda; Stylommatophora; Geomitridae. The record is from the annotation of a GenBank genome assembly.
AUGUCAGUUCCUGUCUGUAGAUUUUAUCAAAGUCAGACCUGCAGAUUUGGAAAGAACUGUAGAUACUUACAUCCUUCAAGUCAGCGUCCUCCUCCACAGCUAGAGUUGAAGCAAGAUCCAGAUGGAAGUUUAACCUAUGACCCAACUAACUCUGUUGCAGCACUAACUUUGUAUGAUCAUCACUCCAGUGAUCAACAUGAGGACACAUUAAGUCAGAGAACUGCCAGAGAAGCUCAGAGUUCACAAGAUUCCCAGGGAACUGCACCAGAGAAACAUGGAGUUCAUCCCAUAAAUGCAAACAGACCGGUUAAUAGAAACAUUUGCCACUAUUUUCAAACAUAUGGCAACUGUCGUCAUGGAAACGAAUGCAGAUUUCUUCAUGUGUUGUCAAACAGACAUGAGGGGUACAGUCACGGAUCAUCUAGAAGGCAGGGUGGCCUUAGAAAUGUCGCAGAAAUUCCUCCACGGUUCAGGAAAAAUGGAGAAGAGCUAGUUGCCAGUAAGAGAGCAGCCACUGUAGAAGUUGUUGCUGAAGAUGUGAAAACACAGGAACAUACACACGAUACUGGGAGACCCCACCGAGAGUGGGGAAGGGCAAGUCAGGACACUGAGGUGAGAGUGUGCCCUUAUUUCAGACGUGGACAUUGUAACCGAGGUGAAUACUGUCGGUUUGUACACUCUCAUGAUCAUGUGGAGGAGGAGAAGUUUGCCUCGACAAAUCACGAGUUUAAUAAAACACAGACAGAUGGCAAACACAGCACCAACCCCAGGAGAGUGAGUAUAACAAUAUCUGAUGUACGAGCGCAGCCCCAAAACACAAGGAAAACCAUCAGCAGCUCCAUCAUUCGGCCGGUGAUCAUCAAACAAAAGUUUACCUACGCUGAGCUGGACAACAUUGACCUGGUUAAAGUUCGAGACUCAGAAAUCAGCACGAUCAAGAAAAGAUUUCCCCGGGAUAAGAUAAACAUCAUAGAGGAGACACAGGACAAGUUCUGUGCCAGGAUUUUGUUUUCACCCACAGAUCCCGACUGGGCAUUUGAUGUCCGUGUGUUUGAACUGCUGCUGGUAAUCCCACCUGAUUAUCCCAAACAGAUGAUGAAAGUUCAGCUGCCCAAGGAUCAGAAACUUCCAGAAACAGUCCGCAGGUACAUUGAGGUCAGCAUCGAAGAGUGGCUGCGGCAGAAGAUGGAGCAGCAAGCUGCAGACAGGAUGGUGGAGCUGUUGUUUCGACCAUUCUUGCUGUGGCUGGACAGAAACAUUGAAGACAUUACCAUGGAGGCUUUGAAGCAGUUCAAGCGGGAGCUGGUAGCUCAAGCUGCCGGCAUGGAGUUCAUCCCCGCCCACAAGCUUCAGGCCAGGCUGCGGUCUCACAGCGAGCACUUGUCCGAGGAUGACGCACGUUCAGAUGAGGACUCUGAUGACUUGACUGGCAGUGACUCUGACAGUAGUCACGAUGAUGAUGAUGAUGAUUCUUCGGGAGAGUAUGAUGACACAGGGAUGAUACCAAAGCUAAACAUUGAUCCAGAAAAGAAGGGCACAGAAAUAGAGCUGCGACAAUUGCAGCUACGGGAAAAUGCUUCCGCUCUUCUGUUUGAGAGGCUGAAACUUGUUCUGCAAUGUGGCAGGUGUAAAAAUCAUUCCGACAUCACUGUUGCGCCAGGGAAAGUGAUGUCCACUCAGUGUGAGAAAUGUAGCCAGAACCAGUUUGUGCAUUUCCGAGCGGCACUGAUUCAUCAGUUCUCAUCUGUGGCUGGCUACCUAGAUUUAGAUGGUUGCCAGGCGUUUGACCUCAUCUUCCAAGACUGUCGUGUGGCUGUCACCUGUCUCAGCUGCAGUAAACAGACACGUCUAGAUGGCCUGGUGUCUGGACAUAUGGUGGAUGGUUGGUGUCAGGCCUGUAACGCUCGCUUUAAACUGGCCACCGAAGCAGUCAAGUUUGUUCAGCUCGCCCCAUCCACUGUGGACACAGCUGCAGGUCGAGUGGUGGAGGUUGGGACCAGCAGACAGAAGAAAGCAGCCAAGGAUCCAGCUAUCAGAGAGGGCUAUCCCCUGCCAGAAUUUGGUACCUGCAAGCACUACAAGCACAGUUACCGCUGGUUGAGGUUCCCCUGCUGCGGCAAGGCUUACCCCUGUGACGUCUGUCAUGACAAGAAAGAAGACCACGAGAUGGUCUAUGCCACAAGGAUGAUCUGUGGACACUGUUGCAGGGAGCAGAACUUCUCUGCCAGCAGACCGUGCAGUGCUUGUGGCCAGCACUUGACCAAGAUCAGAACUGCCCACUGGGAGGGUGGCAGCGGGUGUCGGGACAAGGUCUCCAUGAGCAAGAGUGAUCAGCAGAAAUACAAAAACAUGAACAAAACCUUGUCCAAUCGGCAGAAACAACGACAGGCCACCACCCAGAAGAAGGUCACCAAACUGAGGCAUGCCUAA